Messenger RNA from Pseudomassariella vexata, 1574 nucleotides. Its product is annotated as mitochondrial carrier domain-containing protein. The record is from RefSeq and is a predicted model, not a curated record. The coding region runs from base 290 to 1387 and encodes 365 amino acids. Gene Ontology annotation, molecular function: magnesium ion transmembrane transporter activity. The transcript has 3 exons. Gene Ontology annotation, biological process: magnesium ion export from mitochondrion. Lineage: Eukaryota; Fungi; Ascomycota; Sordariomycetes; Amphisphaeriales; Pseudomassariaceae.
AAAAAAAUAAGCACUGGAAGAAUGUAGAGACGAUAACGGGUCCUAUUCCCUGUCCCCUUCGCUUCUCAACGAUACAGGAAAGCUAGUACUUCAACUACGGCGAUUCCAGCUAGCUAUUCAACAGGGCAAUGUCCCUAGCCCAACGAGUUGGUAGCUUCUUCACCGCUUCCACUCCCGACCCUCCUGCGACCCGUUGUCCUUCUGCGUCAUCGCCCCCCAUGAUGGACCUUUGGACCAGUUGGGCUUAUUGUCGGAUUCCAGCACCGCAGCUCAAUCGCAUGGCGGAAACAUGAGCCCAGACGAUGAAUUGGAGAGCCGGCCGCCAAUCCUCUAUUCUAUGAUAGCUGGAGGAUUGGGCGGCACCACCGGAGACAUGUUGAUGCACUCGCUUGAUACCGUCAAGACUCGACAGCAAGGCGACCCGCAUUUCCCGCCGAAAUACUCCUCAUUGGGCUCUUCAUACUACACGAUAUGGCGCCAGGAAGGCAUCCGACGCGGCCUAUACGGUGGGUGGUUACCAGCCAUGAUGGGAUCGUUUCCCGGUACAGUUAUGUUCUUUGGCAGCUACGAAUGGAGCAAGCGCCACCUACUGGACUGGGGCAUCCAGCCGCACAUUUCUUACCUGACAGCUGGAUUCGUAGGUGAUCUCGCAGCAUCGAUAGUCUACGUUCCUUCCGAAGUUUUGAAAACACGUAUGCAGCUUCAAGGCCGGUACAACAACCCCUUUUUCAAAUCAGGUUACAAUUACCGGGGAACCUUCGAUGCGGCAAGAACAAUUGUACGUGUGGAAGGCCCGUCAGCACUAUUUUAUGGGUACAAGGCGACACUGUACCGAGAUCUGCCCUUCUCGGCAUUUCAGUUCAUGUUCUACGAACAAUUUCGCAGCUGGGCAAAGCAGUGGAAGCAAAGCCGGGAUAUCGGAAUACCAUUGGAGCUUCUCACCGGUGCCGCCGGUGGUGGACUGGCCGGUGUCAUGACUUGCCCCCUCGACGUGGUGAAAACCCGGUUGCAGACACAAAUAGAGCCGACACCAACACCGGUGAUCUUGAAAGGCCGAGCAGCUGUCGACGCCAAGGCUGCAGUAAAAGAGGCAGCAAUCAUGCAACAAAAGGGAGCAGCCGACCAUAAGCAAAAAAGACCCAUCUCGACAUCUUCACCAUCUACUCAUCUGCCGCGACCUGGAGCAGUCACGUUGGAUACGUCAUCAGUGUAUCAAGGUCUCAAACUCAUAUAUAAGACGGAAGGCGUUGGCGGAUGGUUCAGAGGCGUCGGUCCACGCUUCGUCUGGACUAGUGUACAGAGCGGUUGUAUGUUGUUUUUGUAUCAAACCAUGUUGCGGCAGCUAGAGGUGUCGUUUCCCACGGAAACCCCGGAAGUCCCGGUCUGAGACGGGUUGGCCAACGGAAGGCCACCGUAAUGUAAAAACAUGGUAAUGACCGGACGCAUUUGCAGGCGUUGGGGAGACAAUAUAGACGCAGAGUCGAAGUUAUAGACGAGUUUUAGACAGAAAUCUCAAAUCAGAAGAUACCACAGGGCGCCAGGACAGCUUGUGCUACGAUGCUUUCAAUGUUUUC